AUGAUGGCCUCGACAGCCGAAGCCACUCCUCCCACCACUGCCACCGCUGCAGCGAACGGAUCUGCCCCCUCGACUGCCGCGGCCACCGCGCCUGCAGGCGUCGACCAACAAGCUCCUGCACGCGGCAUACCCUAUUACGAAAAGCUAAGACGGGAGCUGCGAGAUACCCUGCAGAAGAAACGCCUGAUGGACAAGAACAUGGCUGCGCUGGAAGAGUCGAUAUACCGCUUCGAACAGUCCUAUCUCGAAGAGACGGGCGCAGGAAAUAUAAUCAAGGGCUUCGACAACUACAUCAAGGGCGCAUCUAGCCUGUCUAGCAUAGGAGGAAGCGGGAUCGGAGCCUCGUUUGGUUCUGGAAACGGUCCGACAACCAGGCGGAAGGGUCAGGUGGCGGACUCAGAUAGGGUGUUUUCCAGGAGCUCUGCCAGUUUUAUGAGGGACUCCCCUGCUCCGUCGAGUGCGCAUACGACGCCCUCUCAUGCUCAAACUCCUACUUCUACAGGGCCAGGCUACAAGGGUACGGAGAGUAAAGAUACCUUGGCCGGGGGCGGCAACAAGGCGGCCUUAAACAAGAAGAGCAAUAGGAAAUCUGUUGGAGACGCUUCGUCGAGCAGGCGAGAUCGGGAGGCGGGUGACGAGGGUGAUAACAAGCAACCUCUAAAGAGGUUGAAGAUUACAUAUGUUAGAGGGGAGUGA
This is a messenger RNA of Microsporum canis CBS 113480, 696 nucleotides long. RefSeq lists its product as hypothetical. The record is from RefSeq and is a predicted model, not a curated record. The transcript has 3 exons. NCBI's taxonomy places the organism in Eukaryota, Fungi, Ascomycota, Eurotiomycetes, Onygenales, Arthrodermataceae. Gene Ontology annotation, cellular component: NuA4 histone acetyltransferase complex. The coding region runs from base 1 to 696 and encodes 231 amino acids.